Messenger RNA from Formica exsecta, 769 nucleotides. RefSeq names its product alpha-soluble NSF attachment protein-like. The record is from RefSeq and is a predicted model, not a curated record. Bases 179 to 769 code for a protein of 196 amino acids. NCBI's taxonomy places the organism in Eukaryota, Metazoa, Arthropoda, Insecta, Hymenoptera, Formicidae. The transcript has 4 exons. Gene Ontology annotation, molecular function: soluble NSF attachment protein activity; syntaxin binding. Gene Ontology annotation, cellular component: vacuolar membrane; SNARE complex. Gene Ontology annotation, biological process: SNARE complex disassembly; intracellular protein transport.
UGACAGAUUGGCGACCCUGACGAUGAUAAUGCUCGAUGCUCGAUGCAUUGAUGAUUCGUUGUACUUUCGGUUUUAGUGAGAUCUCACGAUAAAAAGAGAGAUUUAGAAUUGAAAUUUAUCAAGUGCGAUUGAUAAACCUGAGGGACUCCUGAAAAAAAGUCCAUUCGGCGACAUCGUCAUGGCCGAUAGUGAGCAAAAGGCAUUGCAACUGGUAGCAGAGGCCGAGAGAAAGUUAUCGUCGUCGAAGAGCUUCUUUGGCGCACUGUUCGGAAGCUCAUCAAAAAUUGAAGAGGCAGUAGAAUGUUAUCAACGUGCAGCAAAUCUGUUCAAGAUGGCAAAAAAAUGGAAUUCGGCGGGAAAGGCAUUUUACGAUGCGGCAGAUUUACAUGCAAAAGCGGGUGGUCGGCAUGACGCAGCCAAUAAUUAUGUAGAUGCUGCCAAUUGCUUCAAAAAAUCUGAUACAAAUGAGGCAAUCAGCUGUUUGUUAAAAGCCAUUGAGAUUUAUACUGACAUGGGCCGUUUCACAAUGGCAGCAAAGCAUCAUCAAAGUAUAGCUGAGAUCUACGAAAGCGACGCAGUUGAUUUGGAGCGUGCGGUACAUCAUUAUGAGCAAGCUGCAGAUUAUUUCCGUGGUGAAGAAAGUAAUUCCUCGGCAAAUAAGUGUCUUCUUAAAUUGACCAAUCAAAUUAGCUCUCAUUGGAUAUCGACCAUCGCUCAUUGCUCAUCGCAUCCAGUGUGCGAGGGCCAUUACAUGAGCGGCAUAGACUGA